Aspergillus homomorphus CBS 101889 is the source of this 1363-nucleotide messenger RNA. Its product is annotated as WD40 repeat domain-containing protein. Gene Ontology annotation, cellular component: Arp2/3 protein complex; actin cytoskeleton. The transcript is spliced from 4 exons. Gene Ontology annotation, molecular function: actin filament binding. The record is from RefSeq and is a predicted model, not a curated record. Lineage: Eukaryota; Fungi; Ascomycota; Eurotiomycetes; Eurotiales; Aspergillaceae. The coding region runs from base 119 to 1210 and encodes 363 amino acids. Gene Ontology annotation, biological process: Arp2/3 complex-mediated actin nucleation.
CCCUCCCCCCAUUUCCCCUCUCCUCUCACUUCCAGGUCAACACUCCUUGGUCACCAACAUCACAACAAUAACCUCAGAACCCUGACAGUAGAGAGACCCUCCUGUCACUCUCGUUAUCAUGCCCACUCCCGAAGUUCAUCAUCUUUUUCAUAACCCAAUUGCUGAUCAUUCUUUUUCUCCGGACAAAUCAACCCUUGCAGUUGCACGGGAUAGCAAUGUGGAGCUCUACCAGAAAUCAGGCAACAAGUUCUCAUUGACCGAUGAGCUCAAAGGCCAUGAGAAAAUAGUGACCGGUGUGGACAUUGCUCCCAAUAGCGGUCGUAUCGUUACUUGCUCGCAGGACAGAAAUGCUUACGUUUGGGAGCGCACUCCAUCGGGCUGGAAGCCAACUCUCGUAUUACUUCGCAUCAACCGAGCUGCGACUUUUGUAAGGUGGUCACCCUCGGAGCAGAAGUUCGCUGUUGGUUCAGGUGCUCGUGUGAUCGCUGUGUGUUAUUUCGAGGAGGAGAAUGACUGGUGGAUUUCAAAACAUUUAAAGAAGCCGAUCCGGAGUACUAUCACCACUCUCGCUUGGCAUCCAAACUCGGUGCUUCUGGCUGCAGGCUCCACUGACUCUCACGCUAGAGUCUUUUCUAGCUUUAUCAAGGGAGUCGAUACACGUCCGGAGCCGAGUGCCUGGGGAGAACGCCUGCCCUUCAACACAAUCUGCGGCGAGUUCCUGAAUGACUCCGCUGGCUGGAUCCACGGAGUUUCAUUCUCUCCCAGCGGCAAUGCCCUUGCCUUCACUGGCCAUGAUAGUAGUAUCACGGUCGUCUACCCGAGUGCCCCAGAACAGCCUCCUCGAGCGAUGCUUAACGUUACAACCCGCCUACUUCCCUUUAACAGCUUGAUUUGGAAUGGAGAAAACGAGAUCAUCGCUGCCGGUCAUGAUUGCGAACCAUACCGCUUCGGCGGCGAUGAAAGUGGAUGGCAGCUUACGGGGACCAUCGAAAACAAGACAGGACCAGGGGCCGGCAGUGCGCGGGAAGAGUCCGCUCUGCACAUGUUCCGUCAGAUGGAUCUCAAGGGGCAAACUCAGGCCGAUACCCAACUCAAGUCAACCCACCAAAACACCAUCAGCACUGUGAGGGUGUAUGAGGAGACCAACGGAGUUCUGUCCAAAUUUAGCACGAGUGGGGUUGAUGGUCGUGUUGUUGUCUGGACAAUUUGAACUCAUCUGAUGAUGGUUACAGGGAGAGGUCUAGUGCCGCAGCUUGGCACUUUCUUGCCUUUCUCUUCUGAUACUGCACUACCAUAUUGUAAAUGCUAUGGUCACUGUAGGAACGCAUCCAAGUACAUACAAUAUGAUCAAAUAUGUUUACAC